CGCUCUUCCUGGUGGUAACGGGCCUGGGACUAGCUGAAGAACUACAGAUUGGAUUGUAGUUCUUCAACUGGAGCAGCAUGGCUAAACCGUGUGGGGUCCGCUUAAGCGGGGAAGCCCGUAAACAGGUGGAUGUCUUCAGAGACAAUCUUUUCCAGGAGGCUGAAGAAUUUCUCCACAGAUUCUUGCCACAGAAAAUAAUUUACCUGAAUCAGCUUUUACAAGAGGACUCUUUCAAUGUGGCCGAUCUCACUUCCCUCCGAGCCUCACUGGACAUCCCUAUCCCAGAUCCUCCACCCAAAGAUGAUGAGAUGGAGACAGAUAAACAGGAGAAGAGAGAAGUCCCUAAGUGUGGUUUUCUCCCUGGAAAUGAGAAGGUGUUGGCCCUGCUUGCUGUGGUUAAGCCAGAAGUGUGGACUCUCAAAGAGAAAUGCAUUCUGGUGAUAACAUGGAUCCAGCAUCUGAUCCCAAAGAUUGAGGAUGGAAAUGAUUUUGGGGUGGCAAUACAGGAGAAGGUACUGGAAAGAGUGAAUGCUGUCAAGACCAAAGUGGAAGCCUUUCAGACAACCAUUUCCAAGUACUUCUCAGAACGUGGGGAUGCGGUUGCUAAGGCCUCUAAGGAGACCCAUGUAAUGGAUUAUCGAGCUUUGGUGCAUGAACGGGAUGAAGCAGCCUAUAGGGAGCUCAGGAACAUGGUGCUGAACUUGAGGGCCUUCUAUGCUGAGCUUUAUCAUAUAAUCAGUAGCAACCUGGAGAAAAUUGUCAACCCAAAGGGUGAAGAGAAGCCAUCUAUGUACUGAGUUCAAGACUAGAAGAAAAAUAAAUGACGUGCUUUUUGUGGA
This is a messenger RNA of Dipodomys spectabilis (banner-tailed kangaroo rat), 839 nucleotides long. It is a transcript of the gene Psme2, whose product is annotated as proteasome activator subunit 2. Gene Ontology annotation, biological process: regulation of G1/S transition of mitotic cell cycle; positive regulation of endopeptidase activity; regulation of proteasomal protein catabolic process. The record is from RefSeq and is a predicted model, not a curated record. Gene Ontology annotation, molecular function: endopeptidase activator activity. Bases 78 to 797 code for a protein of 239 amino acids. The transcript is spliced from 12 exons. Lineage: Eukaryota; Metazoa; Chordata; Mammalia; Rodentia; Heteromyidae. Gene Ontology annotation, cellular component: cytoplasm; proteasome activator complex; nucleoplasm.